Molecule: messenger RNA, 860 nt
Organism: Phoenix dactylifera (date palm)
Lineage: Eukaryota; Viridiplantae; Streptophyta; Magnoliopsida; Arecales; Arecaceae
Product: ethylene-responsive transcription factor ERF109-like
Biological process (GO): regulation of DNA-templated transcription; ethylene-activated signaling pathway
Molecular function (GO): DNA binding; DNA-binding transcription factor activity
Source: RefSeq, a predicted model, not a curated record
CACCCAGAUGGUUCUGAAGCGAGUCCUCAGUUUCCAUUCUCAAGUUCCCAGCAGAACCCACCGCCAGAAGAAAGAAGGAGACUUCGAGAUGUCGCCGCCCCUCCCCUUCUUCUCCCGGCUCACCCACGAGCAGGAGUCCGCCAUCAUCGUCUCCGCCUUCUUACACGUCAUCUCAGGCGGCACCACUCCGCCACCCGAACUGCCGCGCCCCGACACAUGCUUUCUCUGCGGCAUCGACGGCUGCCUGGGCUGCGACUUCUUCGUCUCGGCGGAAGAGGCGGCGACGACGGUGCAAGCGGAGGCGGUAAAGGCUGACAGCGGUUGGCCAAGGAGGAGGAAGAAGAAGAACAAGUACAGGGGAGUGAGGCAGCGGCCGUGGGGGAAGUGGGCGGCGGAGAUUCGGGAUCCACGGCGGGCGGCGCGCAAGUGGCUAGGCACGUUCGAUACGGCCGAGGAGGCGGCGCGGGCCUACGACCUCGCUGCGAUCGAGUUCCGAGGCGCCCGGGCGAAGCUCAAUUUCCCGGUCCCGGAGCAACUGCCAGCCGAAGAAGCUGAUGCUCGUGGAGAUAAUCCCCAGACCGCGGCUCCUUCGCCCUGGGAUCAGCAAGGGCGGCAGAACGAGCAUGGUGUGCAGCAAGGGGGAGCACGAGAUCAGGGGCAGGAGAUGGGGGAGUUGUGGGAUGGGCUCCAGGAUUUCAUGGCGCUGGACCAGGGCGAACUCUGGAUGGAUAUCGGAGCCGUCCGUCCACCUUUCUCCUAGCAGUCGUUGGAGUCCAUCACACAUAGAUUCUUUUAUUGAUUGUUAUUUCUUAACUCUUUCCUAUUUUUGUGUAACAAUAAUAAUAGAACAAAUUAAAUUA